UGCCUGCUCAGAACAGAGCAGACGUAAACAAAUCUUUCGUAAAAUCACCGAUGGCAACUGCUGUCCUGUUCGGGUCUCUGCGGGUUCCUGUAAUACAUGGAUGGGUGAAGGCUGACGGAGGUUCGAUCAGCAUGACCUUCGCGCUGAUCGGUGAUCGAUUCUGCGCAGGCCCGGUUCAUCUUUAAGGAGCCUACAGUUGAUUUUAGAGAACAAACACGGGCAUCAUGAAGGAAGUGGAUUGUGUUCAGCAGCGAAACACAGACAGUCUGCAGACUGGAGGGCAGCAGCUGCAGCAGCACGAUGAUGAUGCUUUAAACCAACCUGUGUCUUCUGCCGAAGUCCAGCAGCUGUUUGUAGUUAAAGAAGAAAUUCCUCCUGAAUGGUCUCCCAGUUUGGACCAGCAGGAUCGAGAGCUGCUCCACAUAAAGGAGGAAGAGGAAGAAAUCUGGACCAGUCAUGAGGGAGGACCGCAUAAUGGGCAGGAGGAGGCUGAAAUCACAGGUGUCCUGUUCACUGCUGUUCCUGUGAAGAGUGAAGAUGAUGAAGAGAAACCUGAGUCUUCAGAUAUUCAUCAGAGCCAACCUGGAAACUGCACAGAGGCAGAAUCUCCGAGCAGCUGCUCAGCUGAAAAGAUAAAAGCUGAAGCUGGUGCAGAGGACUGUGGAGGACCAGAAUCAACCAAUGGCACAGACUUAAAAAGUAAUUUACAACCAAAAACUGAUGAAAAAACUUCAGACUCCUCUGAGACAGAAGUCAGUAAUAAUGAUGAUGAAGAUUGGCAGGAACCUUUGUCAGAUUAUGCACCUGAAACUGAAGACAGUGAUAACAGCUGGAAGGAGAGCAGUGCACUCGGGAGUGAAGUUUGUGAUGGAAAAUGUAGCCAGUCUGAAAAUCUAAAGGGACACAGGAGAGAUCAUACAGGACAGAAGGCAUUUUGUUGUGGCGUUUGUGGUAAAAGAUUCACCCGACAAGGGGAUCUAAAGAGACACCUGAGGGUCCACACGGGAGAGAAGCCAUUUGAUUGCAGUUUUUGUGGCAAAAGAUUUAAACAGCAGGGGGUUCUUAAGAGUCAUAUGAGAAUUCACACUGGAGAAAAGCCCUUUGCUUGCGAUGUUUGUGGAAAAAGAUUUAUCCAUCAGUCAAAUCUCAAGUCACACACCAGAGUUCACACGGGAGAGAAACCAUUUAGUUGUAGCAUUUGUGGUAAACAUUUUACAGAACAGGGGAGUUUGAAGAGGCACAGAGGAAUCCACACAGGACAGAAGCCCUUUGGAUGUGGCAUUUGUGGGAAAACAUUUAGCCGGAAGACACAUUUUAAUAUACACAUGACCGUCCACACGGGAGAAAAACCAUUUGACUGUGGAUUUUGUGGUAAAAAGUUUAGCCAGAAGACACACUUUAAGAUCCACAUCAGAGUCCACACUGGAGAGAAGCCCUUCAGUUGUGAUGCCUGUGGAAAAAAAUUUAGACUUCAGUAUAAUCUUAAAAGACACAUGAGAGUCCACUCGGGAGAAAAACCAUUUGGCUGUGAUGUUUGUGGUGAAAGAUUUACAGAGCAGGGGAGUCUUAAACGGCACAGCGGAGUUCACACUGGAGAGAAACCAUUUUGCUGUGACGACUGUGGUAAAACAUUCAGUCGAAAUACGCAUCUUAAGAGACACAUGCGGGUCCACACGGGAGAGAGGCCUUUUGGUUGUGACAUUUGUGGUGAAAAAUUUACCGAGCAGGGGGUUCUGAAGAGUCACAUGAGAGUUCACACAGGAGAGAAGCCAUUCGGGUGUGACGUUUGUGGGAAGAGAUUUAGACAUCAGUAUACACUUAAAAGACACACGGGUGUUCACACAGGGGAGAAACCGUUCUCCUGUGGUGUUUGUGGCGAAAGAUUUACGAGACAGGGGAAUCUAAAGAGACACAUGCGUAUUCACACAUAAUAAUCUGCACUUCCAUGCUUGUAAAAUCAGCAACUGUAUCAGUAAGAAGUACGUGAUUUCAUUGUAUUUGUAAACUUUUUUAUGUGUGUAUUUUAAAGUUUAUAAUAAAAAAAGAACUUACCCAGGAUGGUGGGUAUUUAUGA
Maylandia zebra (zebra mbuna) is the source of this 2074-nucleotide messenger RNA. The record is from RefSeq and is a predicted model, not a curated record. NCBI's taxonomy places the organism in Eukaryota, Metazoa, Chordata, Actinopteri, Cichliformes, Cichlidae.